AUGUCGGGCGAAGCCGAAAUCUGCGAAUCCUAUCAGUUAAAAUGGGGUUUGUAUCCGUCGUACAUGCAUUCCUGCAUUUCAACCGCUUUGUACAAUGACUCGUUCACGGACGUGGCGUUGGUUACUACCGAUGGCCAUCAGAUCAUGGCCCAUCGAUUCGUGCUGUCGUACAGCAGUGUCUAUUUAGCCCAGAUAUUGAAACUUCAACGGAAAGUGACCACAGCAUUGCCGCUCAUGAUCGUUCUACCUCAAGAAAUCGACCAUAAAUGUUUGAAGGUAUUGGUGCGGUACAUGUACAGCGGCGAGGCGAAGGUGUCCAAAGACAUUCUGAAGAACGUGCUGAGAGGAGGCGAUAUUCUCCAAAUUAAAGGACUGUAUAGAGAGAAGGGUGAUCCAGAUAGAGUUACCCGCAUUACGCAACAACAGCAAGCAAUAAGCCAACCUGCUGUAUCUCCUGUUUCAAUUUCGCAACCAUCAACAAGUGGUUUAUCAAAAGCAACAACUGUGCCGCCAUCCCAACCUGGAUCGAGCGCUGUCCAGACAAAAUUGGUUGCCGCUAAGCAAAAUAAAACUCCGCAUAAAACAAUGAUUGUGAUGCCUGUCAAUACAGAAAAAGGAAAGCAACCGUUGAAAACUGUGACACUCAAACCUGGUUCAAUCCCAAAGGUUCUAAAUUUCUCUUUUGAACAAACUUUCAAGAAGAUUGAAGAUCAAUCUUUCAAGAAGAUCCAAGAUCAGUCUAUAACUGAAUCUAAAUCAAACGAGAACGCCGAUAAGAAUAACGCAACUAUCAAGCCCGAGCCAAAAGAAACCAACAACCUACAGUUCUUGGUGAUUAAAGAUGAACCAAUAGACUGGAGUGAAGCAGACAUGGAAAUAAUCGAAUCCAAGGAAGUUUUUGAUGAUAUAAAAUCAGAACCGACUGACGAUGAAGAACUAGAAACUACCCAACAAGAAGACCAAAUAUUCUCGCCUCUGACCUGCGAACUUUGUACAGAAACCUUCACUGUUCCUUCAGAAUGGGUGCGUCAUGUCCAAACUCAUACGGACAUGCUCCCAGCAAAGCGAAGACGCCAUGACAGUUCAGGAGAAUCAUACGAAAACGACACUUUUCCGGAAUUGAUGUGCGACUUGUGCCAGAAAGGGUUCUCAACACCAGCUGAAUGGGUGAAACACAUUCAAAACGAGCACACUGAAUUCGAGCUUCACAUGAGUAAUGUUAAGGAUCCACAAUAUAAGAAGAUUGUGCCCGUUAUGGCGAAAAAAAUUAAUAAAGAAGAUGAUAAAGCUAGUAAACAAUGCCCAGACUGCCAGAAGGUGUUUCCAUCCCAAGCCUCUAUGUUGGUGCACAAACGAAGUCAUACUGGAGAGAAGCCAUAUGGGUGUGGGAAGUGCAACAAAAGCUUCAAUGUGAAGAGUAAUUUGGUGAGGCAUUUGAGGACUCUCCACAAUAAGAUUGUCAGUGCUAAUGAUAUUGAUAAUAAAGAUGUUUCUGAUAACAGUAACUAA
Messenger RNA from Acanthoscelides obtectus, 1509 nucleotides. The record is from the annotation of a GenBank genome assembly. NCBI's taxonomy places the organism in Eukaryota, Metazoa, Arthropoda, Insecta, Coleoptera, Chrysomelidae.